GUUUUAGAAUGAAUCCUUAUCGCGUUGAACGAUUUAUCGAAGGUGUUCAUAAGCGUGUUAUGAAUGAGUACAUCCGUAUUGUAAAUAUACCAAUAUCUAUGCGUAAAGAAUUAUCUCUAAUGCUGGAAGAUUUUGUCGUUAUUGUGGGUUACGAUAAAGAUCGCGAACGUGAUUAUAACCCUCUAAGUUGGCCGAGGCCAGCCGGUAUAGGGGCCAGUACCAUGUGUUUGCAGGCAAAGGUGACGUAUAAGUUCUGGAGGUAUUUCACCAGUCUGGGCAAGACCAAACUUGGUGAAUAUAAUCGUGAGCACCAGACCAACAUAGUCGUCGUACAGGAAAAGACGCUGAGAAUGAACGAUCAGAACCGGCUGUGCUUGUUUUUGCGAAAUCUCAUCAAGGAAAAGUAUCGUGAGAAGCAGAAGUCCCCGAUAGACAUGAAGAUAAAGCAGUGGAGGAUCGAGUUAGUUGGUGUAGGGGUGUUCGAUCCCGUCAUACUUGCUAGAAGACUGGACUUCGAUUACCGAAACUGGAAUGGAUUGCCGUUUGAUGAGAUUAUCGAUUAUAGAAUCAAGAAGGACAGUCUGGGUGGUAAACUUCCAAUAGGGCCAUUGACAUUGCCUGGUCUCGAGGAGAAUAGAGAAGCCGAGAGUGAGAGUUAUUCUGAAGUUGUUAAUCGAAAAAGAAGUCAUAAGGAUAAGACAAGGUUGUUGCGAGCACUUGUGUUGCUUAAAGUGCGUGUACUCUAGCAGUAUCUCCGUUUUUGCAGGUGACAUUUGAGAUCUUAUGGUUCUGUCUGAUUUUGAUUAUAUUUUUUCGCUUUGUCGAUGUGUACACUCUUAUUAUUUCUUUAGCUCGGUGGGUUGUUUACCGGUCAUUCUUUUUGUGCCUAAUUUUUCUAUCUUACUACUCACUUUGAGUUACUUCAGCAAUAGUAGCUCAGUUUUACCUAUGCUUAACACCUUGCAAUUGAGUUGUUAUGAUGAAUCUCAUCGAUCAUUAACUAUGUACAAUGCAGCGAUCCCUAUGAACGUGUCCUCUUAAUCGUAUUGUCGAGAAUCUCAGUCUAUCCGGUGUAUGUGCACUAUUUCAUCGAACAUGACUCAUCGGUGGUUUCGUGAACGAGAUGUUGUGAAUCCGUUCGACCUGUA
Cylicocyclus nassatus is the source of this 1148-nucleotide messenger RNA. The record is from the annotation of a GenBank genome assembly. Lineage: Eukaryota; Metazoa; Nematoda; Chromadorea; Rhabditida; Strongylidae.